CCGUAUGCAUCACCUAACACCAAUGAUCGAUCGAUCAUCGAUCAUUUGUUAUCCUCCACUCCAGUGAAGACUUGGUUCCGCACGGGGCGGGAGCAAAAAGUGAACCCUAGGGUGAUGUGUGACCUGGUACCAUUCGACUGACGUUAUUUGCAUAGUAAAUGUUGGACCCGCAAACUGUGUCAGAGAAAGGCACGAAUUCUUUUCAUGUAUUAUUGUGCACAGCAUCCUCUGCCUUUUUCUCGAAUCCUAGUGCCCGUGAAUGCCGCCAUCUCUCUGCAUCCUGCUCCUCCUUCCUGCAGCCCAGCUAUGCUGUCGCCGCCGGUUGGAACAGCGCAUCAAGAUCGGGCGGCACUUCCGUGUCAAGAUCCAACGCCAGAUUGCAAUCACGCUCGUAGUCGACAUUCGUUAUCUCUUCCCUUCAAUCCUCGUUGAAUUCCACUUUUUUUCGUCCUCUCGUACCUUGCAGCUCCACCUGGUACAUACUACCCUACUAUGUAUCAGUGCCUACAUACAUGUUCCUGUCAUUGAUAGUCAUAAUUUGAAUAUUGCGGCAAACCAAAGCACGAUCGAGAAUUUAAGUUGAUUUAUGAUUAAAAUUUUGUGGUAUGUAAAGAACAGAACACUGUCAAGGA
This is a messenger RNA of Suillus paluster, 632 nucleotides long. RefSeq lists its product as uncharacterized. The coding region runs from base 260 to 583 and encodes 107 amino acids. The transcript has a single exon. The record is from RefSeq and is a predicted model, not a curated record. NCBI's taxonomy places the organism in Eukaryota, Fungi, Basidiomycota, Agaricomycetes, Boletales, Suillaceae.